GCAUCUCAUUACGUUUUGAAUAACGUAUCCGAACGGUUGUUAGUGAAAGUUUUAUUAUUUUUACUGUAACAAGUGGUAUUUUUAUGCGAUUAACUUAUUGGAAAUAUCCGUUGAGAAUCAAAAAAAAAGAAAAAUAAGAAGUGUGAUCUAUUUGCCAAAUCAAAAUAAUUACUCCAAGUUCUUCGUUAAAAAAUAUUUAAUAAAUUGUUAUAAGUGAAGUGAAAUUAAAUUCUGUGUAAAAAAAAUUUCUUGUGAAAAUUGUAUUUUAAAAAUCAUAGAAGCUUAACAACAUCUCCGAGGGUUUAUAAGCCAUAAAUUUAUCAAAAUGACUUCACAGCGAAUACUUUACGGAUGUGGGCUUAUUGUUUUAGUUUCACUAUUAAAUGGCAGCAGCUUCGCAGAGAUCUCAUCAGCUGGAAAUGCAAUUAAUAAUUUGUAUGAAAAUCUUCUUCAACGGGAGUACGCUGGACCGAUUUCCUUCCCAGAAAGAGUGGAACGAAAAGCUCAACGUUCACCUUCGCUCAGAUUGAGGUUCGGGCGCAGCGAUCCAGGCAGUGAAGUGCUACCAAUGGAAGAGAAACGUUGGUUCGGUGAUGUUGACCAGAAACCCAUUCGGUCUCCAUCAUUGAGAUUGAGAUUCGGGCGUACCGAUCCUUCGAUGAAAGCAAGGGAACCGAUGCAUUUAGAUGAAAAUGAAUACCAACGAAUUUACCAAGAUGAACUCAUUGCUUCUAUCUUCAACUCGGAAAAAUUAAGAAAUCUUUUGGAUGACCUUCAAACAUUGAGCGAUAAUCAAAUUAGUUCUGGCGAAUUCCAACGAGAUAUCCGUAAGCAAACACCAUUGAGAUUAAGAUUUGGUCGCAGUGCUGGUGUGUCUCAAAGUUUGGUUCAUGAUGAAUCCGAUCACAAUCUGGCUGACAAUCAAAGCUCGAACGUACCUAAACCAGCUGAUAAGGCCUAAAUUCCCCGCUCCCCAUCCAGCAAAUUAUUUAUAUCAAUCCUACCACACCACAUAAAUUCACACCAACUCACAUCCAUCUACAAACGCAUACAGUUACACAAACAAAACAUACCAUUUGAUACCAUGUCUUAUCCAUAAAUAACAAUAAAAGUAUUAAAUUAAAAUUUGGUAUAUGUAAAAUUUUCAUAAUGUAUUGUAAUAAUUGUGAUUUGUAUUCUUAAUUUAUUUAUACAAUUAUGUUUAUAUUUUGUUAGGACUAUACAGACAUAAACAAGAUGUAGAUUGUAAAUAGCGCUUAUUAUUUCAAAAACAAAAAUAUUCAUGAAUUCGAAGAUUGCCCCCGAAAGACAUCAAACACAUUUGAUUAAAAAUUGUAAUGUUGGUUACAAUU
Episyrphus balteatus (marmalade hoverfly) is the source of this 1352-nucleotide messenger RNA. It is a transcript of the gene sNPF, whose product is annotated as short neuropeptide F. NCBI's taxonomy places the organism in Eukaryota, Metazoa, Arthropoda, Insecta, Diptera, Syrphidae. The transcript is spliced from 5 exons. The coding region runs from base 326 to 961 and encodes 211 amino acids. The record is from RefSeq and is a predicted model, not a curated record.